CGAGCCGCCACUUUCAACCAGUUGAAAGAUUCUCACACUCCUUCAGCUUCACUGAAGUGCACCCAAACGACGUCGUUUGCUGUGAUCCGCCAUUUCAGUUUUUCCAUACACACAAGAAUAAAGCCACCAUCUAAUCCAGCUGCACGAGCUAGAAUUUGUUGGGUUUUUGUAAAAUUCGUCGAACUUUCAUAAAUCCGUGUAUUUAUCAUCAAUGGCGGGUUGUUCAUCAAGUAUCAGAAUGACCCACCUCAAGAAUGUCUCAAACGGCAUCGUUCUUUCCAGGUGCUUCGCCUCCAAGAGUCCGAUCGACUCUAAAUUCCAAUAUUCCGGGUUUAACAAAACUAGAAGAAGCUUGCAUUUGGUUUGUGAGAUUAAAAAGCAUAGACUUGUGGUUGUUAAUGCCGUUAAUCCUGAGGCCGAGCCUCAAUCCAGCGUGGUUGUGACCGCCAUUUCCCAACGAGAAAACACUGUUUAUGUCGAAAAAGAUGCUGAGAUUAUCGAGAAAAACUAUUUUUCAGUACCUGAUAUCGAUAAUGGUGGUGGCACUAAUGGCGGGAAUGGGAAAUUCUCCGGCGGUGGAGGUGGCGGCGGGGAUGGUAGUUACGAUAAUUACGAAGAAAAUGAAUUUGGACCGAUUCUGAAGUUUGAUGAGGUGAUUAGGGAGAGCGAGGCUCGUGGGGCGAGCCUUCCAGCUGACAUGUUGGAAGCUGCUAAAACAGUUGGUUUAAGGAAAGUGCUUUUGCUUAGAUAUUUGGAUUUGCAGGGUUCAGUUUGGCCGCUGGGGUUCUUCAUGAGAUCGUGUGCUAUGCUUCGAAAGAGGAUGCUUGCCGACCCGUCAUUUCUUUUCAAGAUUGGCACAGAGAUAGUUAUCGAUUCUUGUUGUGCGACAUUUGCGGAAGUUAAAAAGAGGGGGAAGGACUUCUGGGCUGAGUUCGAGUUAUAUACAGCCGAUCUUCUUGUUGGUGUGGUAGUAAAUGUGGCUUUAGUUGGCAUGCUUGCUCCAUAUGCCCGAAUUGGGCAACCUUCUUCUUCUCAAGGAUUGCUUGGUCGUAUGUUGAGAGCUUAUGGGGCGCUGCCUAGCAGGCAUGUUCUUAUACCACUAGCUUUUACCCCUGUAUUCGAAGCAGAAAGGCCGGGGUCUCAAUUUUCAGUGAAUCAAAGAAUUGCUACGUAUUUUUAUAAGGGCAUUCUAUAUGGAUUGGUCGGUUUUGGCUGUGGUAUUAUCGGUCAAGGAAUUGCUAACUUAAUAAUGACAGCCAAAAGGAACAUAAAAAAAUCCGAGGAUGAUAUUCCAGUUCCUCCCCUUAUAAAGAGUGCAGCACUUUGGGGUGUUUUCUUGGCGGUGUCCUCAAACACUCGGUAUCAGAUUAUCAACGGCCUCGAACGUAUUGUGGAGGCAUCUCCGUUGGCUAAGAAGGUGCCACCUGUCGCGAUGGCUUUCACGGUCGGCGUACGAUUCGCAAACAAUGUGUAUGGUGGAAUGCAGUUUGUGGAUUGGGCUCGAUUGUCCGGUUGCCAGUGACCCUACCCGAGCUCAAGUAAAAAACUUUCGACUCCAGCCUUUUGAUUAUUCUUAUCUAGCACAAAUAAUUAAUAAUUGAUGAACGUUUCGUGUGCCGAGUUAUUACAACUGUUUUGUUGUUUGAUUUGGAGAAGUUUGUCCUGAACCUGAUUGAAAUUUAGUUCCUUU
This is a messenger RNA of Striga asiatica, 1690 nucleotides long. The record is from the annotation of a GenBank genome assembly. Lineage: Eukaryota; Viridiplantae; Streptophyta; Magnoliopsida; Lamiales; Orobanchaceae.